Messenger RNA from Ambispora leptoticha, 270 nucleotides. The record is from the annotation of a GenBank genome assembly. Lineage: Eukaryota; Fungi; Glomeromycota; Glomeromycetes; Archaeosporales; Ambisporaceae.
AUGGGUGGAGGUCCACGUUAUCCAUAUCCGAAGGAAGUUUGGUCUCCAGCUGGUGGUUGGUGGAGUCGACCAGCAAACUGGAAAUCUAAUACCGCAAUAAUUGGAACAGGAAUGUUGAUAAUUUGCGCUAUUACUUGGAAAAUAUCUGCUGAAAAGGAGGUACGCUAUAGGCCACCUAGAAAAUGGAUCCCAUCAAUGAUGUGGUCAAAACAAUUUACAGAAGGGGAAUACAAGGAUAUUAAAUUUGAUGAAGAUUAUGUCAAGAAAUAG